AUAAAGACUGGAGGAGAGAGAAAGGUUGGUUAAGACUUAAUAGAGAGAAAAAGAAAGAAAGAGAGAGAGUUUUAGUUUGGGUUUCACACACUUUUCUAAUCUAAAAAAAAUAUGCUAAAAGAUAUAUAGUAUGAAGAGAAAGAACUAUAGCUAAAAAAGAAGGCUACCUCAGAUUCAUUCAUACUUUCCGACCAAAUUCCAUACCCGAUUAUGUUUUCCGAUUCUCACCGUUAAUCUCACUCCUUCUCGGCUUCUUAAGCCGGAACCAAUAACGCUGUAAAGGAGGCCUUAAUUCUUCUUCUUCUUGGAUCAGAAUCGGAAUCGGAAUCGAAAUAUGAGAAGUAUUAACAAUAGCGUUGAAACUAUUAACGCCGCUGCUACUGCUAUUGUCUCGGCCGAGAGUCGAACUCAACCUACCUCCGUUCCUAAAAGAAGAUGGGGAAGUUGCUGGAGUCUAUAUUGGUGUUUUGGAUCACAUAAAAACAGCAAGCGAAUUGGUCAUGCUGUUCUUGUUCCCGAACCAGUGUUACCAGGUGCUGCAGUCCCUGCGGCUGAGCACCACCAAGCCUCCUCAUCAGCCAUUAUUCUACCCUUUAUUGCUCCUCCUUCUUCUCCGGCAUCUUUCCUCCAAUCGGAUCCUCCUUCUGCUACACAAUCCCCAGCUGGAUUGUUGUCCCUCACUUCACUAUCCAUGAAUUCGUACUCUCCGGGUGGCCCUGCAUCCAUCUUUGCCAUAGGUCCAUAUGCCUAUGAGACUCAGUUAGUCUCACCACCUGUAUUCUCGACCUUUCCUACUGAACCAUCUACUGCUCCGUACACUCCUCCACCUGAGUCUGUUCAACUGACCACCCCUUCAUCCCCUGAAGUGCCAUUUGCUCAACUUUUGACAUCUUCACUUGACCGAAGCCGAAGAAACAAUGGCACAAAUCAGAAAUUUUCACUAUCUCAUUGUGAGUUUCAGCCUUAUCAACAGUAUCCAGGAAGCCCAGGUGGCCAUCUCAUUUCCCCAGGCUCAGCGGUCUCAAAUUCUGGAACAUCAUCUCCUUUCCCUGAUAGACACCCUAUGCUUGGAUUCCGUACAGGGGAAGCUCCAAGGAUCCUGGGCUAUGAACAUUUUACCACCCGGAAGUGGGGUUCAAGGUUGGGUUCAGGGUCUUUAACGCCAGAUGGUGUGGGGCUGGGUUCAAGGCUGGGAUCCGGGUGUUUGACCCCAGAUGGCAAUGGUCUAGGUUCCAGGCUUGGCUCUGGGUCCAUGACCCCAAAUGGUGCUGGGCUUGACUCAAGAAUGGGCUCUGGAUGUCAGACACCUGAUGGGACUUUGAUGGCUGUUUGUGCUGAUAAUUUUGUUCUGGAGAACCAGAUAUCUGAAGUGGCAUCCCUGGCCAACUCAGAUAACGGGUGUCAGACCGACGGGUGUGUAGUUGACCAUAGGGUGUCGUUUGAGUUAACUGGUGAAGAUGUUGCACGUUGCCUUGCAAAUAAGUCUGCAUCAUUGAAUAGCAGAACUGCAUCAGAGUCUUUGGUUGAUAUAUUACCAGCAGAAUGCCCCACCAACAAAGAUGGUGUGUCGAUAGAUACCGAUAACAAUAAUAUUUCAUAUGAAUCAUGUGUUAAGGAAACUUCCAAUGAAAGCUCUGAACAUGAUUGUCGAGGAGAAGAUCAAAGCUAUCAGAAGCAUCGAUCAAUCACUCUCGGGUCAAUAAAAGAAUUCAACUUUGACAACACAAAAGCAGAUGCCUCAGUUAAACCAACCAUUGGCUCUGAGUGGUGGGCUAAUGAGAAAGUUGCUGGUAAGGAACCAAAGCCUGGCAACAGUUGGAGUUUCUUUCCAAUUCUGCAACCUGGGGUCAGUUGACACUAACUUUUACUGUUGCAUUUAUAUCUUCCCAUACUCCUCUGCUAAGACUUUCCAAAUGGUUUUCCUAAAAUGGAAAAUCUACUAACCCUUCUGUUUAAAUCUAGAAUUACAUUUUUGAGGAUUAAGGUUGAUAAAAAGAAAAAGAAAACUUGGGAUACAUUCUUGAUGAAUAGAUGGACCUUAGUGGUGAAAGAGAACAGUUUAUGAAUGUUUGAUGACCCCAAGACACAAUGCAGAAAGGGGAUAUUAGUUUGUAGAAUUGCUAGUGUGAGUAGUAGUGCUCUUAAGAUUCUAGAGAUUAACGCAUUCUUUAUAUAUUGUUAUACAAGAGAUAGUGUUUCAAGUAUAGUGUUUUCAUGUGUAUUAGCUUUCUUGUAAUGUGUACAAAUUUUUAAAUAAAAAAAGAAAAAAAAUUCAUAAUUUUCUCAUAAA
This is a messenger RNA of Cannabis sativa, 2290 nucleotides long. RefSeq lists its product as uncharacterized. The transcript is spliced from 2 exons. Lineage: Eukaryota; Viridiplantae; Streptophyta; Magnoliopsida; Rosales; Cannabaceae. The coding region runs from base 335 to 1855 and encodes 506 amino acids. The record is from RefSeq and is a predicted model, not a curated record.